UCACGGAGUCGGACAGGAUCGGACGAACAGAGACGGAGAGACCCGAACCUGAACCCGGACCCGUGCCCGGAGCCGAACCCGCCACCCAGUCUCCGUCAGAUCAGACAGGAAGCCCCCCACCUCUCAGCCCCCGGACCCGGACCCGGAGGACUGGCAGAAGUGGCGUUGGGAGUUGCUCAGUAGUUUUCCCUCCUCCAGGAGGGUGUCGGUUCGGUCAUGGAGCGGACCGGAACUUUACUGGUGUCCGCGUCUUUUCUGCUGGUUUCACUGGGACUGACAGGGACGCGCGCAGACAGCUUCAAAGCCUGUCUGUCCGGUCAGGCCGCCGACUGUCCUCUGGUCCAGUCCAAAGACGACGACUUCGACUGGGAGCAGGGAGAUGCCACAGACCGACCCUCCAGCGCCCCCUGGAUCCCUGCAGGCUCUUCCUCCUUCCUGUUUGUGAACACGUCAGGUCGUUAUGUUGGUCAACGCGCUCAGCUGCUGCUGCCGCCACUCAAAGAGAAUGACACACACUGUGUCAGCUUCCUAUUCUACCAGGCAGGAGGCCGCCAAGGCUCUGCCCCCGCCACGCUCAACGUCUAUAUCAAAGAAAACAACGGUCCUCUGGGCAUCCCUAUAUUUAACUCAUCUGGCCCCGCCUACCACAUCUGGAAGGGGGUGGAGCUAGCAGUGUCGACGUUCUGGCCCAAUUACUAUCAGGUGGUGUUCGAGGCGGUCAGUACUGGACAGAGGGGAGUCCUGGCCAUCAAGGACAUCAUGCUGCAGGGACACCAGUGCAUGAGUACGCCACACUUCCUGCAUAUUAAAGGCGUGGAGGUGAACGCGGGACAGACAGCGACAUUCCAGUGCACAGUUAACGGACACCCCCAGAGCAACCUGCUGCUGUACCUGCAGGGGAUGGGUGGUCGCCAGGCUGUCGUCAGAGAUACGAAGCAGGUGAACUCUCGCCGUUACGUGGCGAGUUUUGAUGUGGAAAACACCACCAAGGGGGACACUGGGCGAUACCGCUGCAUCGCCCAAUCAGAGCGAGGUGUCGGAGUGUCCUCCUAUGCUGACCUGACUGUCAAACAACCUCCCGUACCCAUCGCUCCGCCACAGCUGACGGCAGUUGGCGCCACCUACCUGUGGAUCCAACUCAAUGCUAACUCCAUCAACGGUGACGGACCAAUCAUAGAGCGAGAGGUGGAAUAUCGUACAAUGGCUGGCAUGUUGAUUGACACCACCCCUGUGGAUAAACCCACCCAUAAGAUUGGACACCUGGACCCCGACACUGAGUAUGAGAUCAGUGUUCUGCUGACCCGCCCCCUAGAGGGAGGAACAGGAAGUCCGGGGCCACCCCUCCGAGCUCGGACUAAAUGUGCAGAUCCGAUGCACGGCCCACGGCGUCUGGAGGUCGUCGACAUUCAGUCCAAACAGGUGACAAUCCAAUGGGAACCGUUCGGAUACAACGUAACCCGAUGCCACAGCUACAACCUGACAGUGCAGUACCGUUACAGACCUGCAGGGGCCGCCACCAGGGAUUUGGUGAAGGAGGAGGUUAGGGAGGAGGUGGUGUAUGACACGCUGAGCUCGGUGCCGCAGCACAACGUCCGUAACCUUCCGCCGUUCACCAACGUCAGUCUGCGCCUGGUCCUGAGUAACCCCGAGGGACGCAAAGAGAGCGAGGAGCUGCUGGCGCUGACGGACGAGGACGUUCCCGGUGCGGUUCCCGUCGACUCCAUCGUCGGCAGCAGCUACGAACAGCAGAUCAGCCUGAGCUGGAGGGAACCUGUGCACACCUACGGACUCAUCCGCCAGUACGAGAUCUCCUACAAAGCUCUGAGCUCCUUCGACACAGAGUUCGAUCUGUCCAAUCAGAGUGGCAAGGUCUUCAAACCGGCCAAUGAGACGAGUCACGUGUUCAGCGGCCUCUACCCAGGCUCCACCUACUCCUUCACAAUUAGAGCCUCCACAGUCAAAGGGUUCGGACCCCCGGUCAUCACCCAGUUCACCACCAAGAUCUCAGCUCCUCUGAUGCCGGCCUAUGACCAGGAGUCUCCUCUGAACCAGACCGACUCCUCCGUCACCAUCCUCCUCAGACCGGCCCAGAGUCGUGGAGCUCCCGUCAGUAAGUACCAGGUGGUGGUGGAGGAGGAGCGCCCCCGCAGGCAGAGGAGAGGCACUGCAGAGAUUCUGCGUUGUUACCCGGUUCCCAUUCACUUCCAGAACGCCACCCUGCUCAACUCCCAGUACUACUUCAGCGCUGAACUACCGAUGAACGACCUCCGCCAGCCACUGGCCUUCUGCGUUGGUGAUAACAGGACCUACAGCGGUUACUGGAACGCUCCUCUUCUGCCUCAUAAGAGCUAUGGCAUCUACUACCAGGCUGUCAGUACAGCAAACGGGGAGACGAAGAUCGACUGUGUGAGAGUGGCCACUAAAGCUGCUAUAAUCAUCACCCAGCUGACCACGCCCUACAUCCGCAUCGCCCCGGCAGCAGGCGACAAGCAGCUGACAGGUGCAGCGACCAGGAAACCUGAACCAGAACAGGAGAAACAGUCCGAUCACACCGUGAAAAUUGCCGGAGCCAUCGCCGGGAUCCUCCUCUUCAUCAUUAUCUUCCUCGGAGUCAUCCUGCUGAUGAAGAAGCGACGAAGACAUUAUCAUUCCUACACUUACUACCUGAAGUUGGCAAAGAAGAGGAAGGAAACGCUGAGCUCCAGACAGGAAAUGACUCUGAUGGUCAAUAAUUCGCAGCACACAACCAUGGUGGACACGCACACACUGAACGGACGCACGGUCUCAUCUCCAUCUUCCUUCACCCUGAAGACCAACACCAUCAGCACCUCCGUACCCAACUCCUACUACCCAGACCCCUUCGUGCCAACUGCCAUUCUGGUGCCCAUUAAUGAUGACAGUCACACGAUGACCAGUGAAACCAGUAGCCUGGUCCAGUCCCAUUAUAAGCAGAGAGAGUCGGAGCGGGAAGCGCUGCCCUAUCAGACGGCCCAGCUCCACCCGGCGAUCCGGGUCGCAGACCUCCUGCAGCACAUCACCCAGAUGAAGUGUGCAGAGGGGUAUGGCUUCAAGGAAGAGUACGAGCUUAAUGAGAGUUUUUUCGAGGGACAGUCGGCUCCGUGGGAUUCAGCCAAAAAGGAUGAGAACCGCAUGAAGAAUCGCUACGGCAACAUUAUCGCCUACGACCACUCCCGCGUGCGCCUUCAGCCUCAGGAUGGCGACGGUGGCUCAGACUACAUCAACGCCAACUACGUGGAUGGUUACCACCGACCCAACCAUUACAUCGCCACGCAAGGUCCGAUGCAGGAGACGGUGUACGACUUCUGGAGGAUGGUUUGGCAGGAGAACACCGCCGCCAUUGUCAUGGUAACCAACCUGGUGGAGGUGGGGCGGGUGAAGUGUUGUAAAUACUGGCCGGACGACACCGACAUCUACGGAGACAUGAAGGUGACGCUGAUCGAGACCCAGCUGCUGUCGGAGUAUGUGAUCCGGACGUUCGCCGUGGAGAAGAGGGGCGUGGCCGAGAUCAGAGAGAUCCGUCAGUUUCAUUUCACCGGUUGGCCGGACCACGGCGUGCCACUUCACGCCACCGGGCUGCUGGGAUUCAUCCGUCGCGUCAAGGCCAAAACCCCGCCCACUGCUGGCCCCACGGUCGUGCACUGCAGCGCGGGGGCGGGGCGUACUGGCUGUUUCAUAGUGAUUGACAUCAUGUUGGACAUGGCGGAGAGAGAAGGCGUGGUCGACAUCUACAACUGUGUCCGAGAGCUGAGAGCACGAAGGGUUAACAUGGUCCAGACUGAGGAGCAGUACGUCUUCAUCCACGAUGCCAUCUUGGAGGCGUGUCUCUGCGGCGACACAACAAUUCCAGCCAAUCAGCUGCGGUCAGUUUACUAUGAGAUGAACCGAUUGGAUCCUCAGACCAACUCCAGUCAGAUCAAAGAGGAAUUCAGGACUCUGAACAUGGUCACGCCCACGCUGAGGGUGGAGGACUGCAGCAUCGCGCUGUUGCCUAGAAACCACGAGAAGAACCGGUGUAUGGAUGUUCUGCCUCCGGACCGCUGCCUCCCGUUCCUCAUCACCAUCGAUGGAGAGAGUUCCAACUACAUCAACGCAGCACUGAUGGAUAGCUACAAGCAGCCGUCCGCAUUCAUCGUUACCCAGCAUCCUUUGCCCAACACAGUGAAGGACUUCUGGCGUCUGGUCCUCGACUACCACUGUACGUCCAUCGUCAUGUUAAACGACGUUGACCCGGCACAGCUGUGUCCUCAGUACUGGCCGGAGAAUGGCCUCCAUCGCCUUGGUUCACUGCAGGUGGAGUUCGUCUCUGCAGAUCUGGAGGAGGAUGUCAUCAGCCGCAUCUUCAGGAUCUAUAACACGGCAAGGCCACAGGACGGGUAUCGAAUGGUGCAGCAGUUCCAGUUCCUGGGUUGGCCCAUGUAUCGGGACACGCCGGUCUCCAAGCGCUCCUUCCUCAAACUGGUCCAUCAGGUGGAUAAGUGGCAGGAGGAAUAUGAUGGUGGCGAGGGCCGGACUGUGGUGCACUGCCUGAACGGAGGUGGUCGCAGCGGCGUCUUCUGCAGUAUCAGUAUUGUUUGUGAGAUGUUGCGACAGCAGCGUUGUGUUGACGUGUUUCAUGCUGUUAAAACUCUGAGGAACAACAAACCCAACAUGGUGGAUCUACUGGAACAGUAUAAAUUCUGUUAUGAAGUCGCUCUGGAGUAUCUCAACUCAGCUUAACCUCAACCACACACCCCCAGCCACACCCCCCAGCCACACCUCCUCCUCCUCCUCCUCCUGGUGAUGACGAUGGCUGCACAGGGUGUGACGGGAUGAAGAGGAGGAAGACUGAACAAGGAGAGGUGUUUGCACUGCCUUGUGUCCGACGGCAGCGCAGACACACACUCACGCCCUCUGCUGGUCAGUGUGUGUCCGACAGCGGCGCGGACACACACUCACGCCCUCUGCUGGUCAGUGUGUGUCCGACAGCGGCGCGGACACACACUCACGCCCUCUGCUGGUCAGUGUGUGUCGUCUGUCAUAGUUAAGUUCUGAAGAAUCUGCAGGAACCAAAACGUCCUCCUGGUUUUUAUUUUUCACAUCUGAGUAGGACGUCCGUCCGUCCAGAGGAUCUGUGUUCUGUCGCUUUGAACUGAUAACAUGACCUUUGAACCCAAGACAAUAGUAUUGAUGUUUUGACUGAUUGGCUGAUUGAUCGGCCCGGUGAAUCCCAAAUCUAACAUCUUUCAAGUCCAAUAAAUUCACACAGGAGGAAAAUCAGUGACACGGAGCCUUCAUGAAUAAUAACAAAACAGAAAAAUCAAAAAUCCAACACGAAGAUGUGUGUUUUCUCCAAAUCGAGACCAAAUUCAGUCAAAUGGAUGAAACAACCAAUGAAAAGGGGUUCUGUGAUGGAUGUUCCCCUGUUCUGUUACUUGGAUGGAGUUCUGCCACUGGUUUUUUGGUUCAGGUUCACAUGAGUAGAUGGUGUUGGAUGUUGUUGAAGGGUCUGGAACAGAACGUGAAUCCACCUCUGGACCUGUUUUCAGGAUGAAUCUGAACCAUCUCCUCAGCACUGACAUUAAACAGAAAACCUACUGACUGAUUCAUUUUAGGAUCGGUGAUCAAUACCGAUCUGUUCUGGAUUAAAAGUCAAAGUUUAAGAGAUGUUUUCAAUCCGAUGACUUUGUUUUAUUUGUUUUCAUUACUUUAUGAAAUGAAAAUACAGCUUUAUGGUCAUUUUAAACUUCAUUAGAACAUGUUUUGCUUUUUUAAUGUAUUUAUUGUAAAUGUCCUGCCUGCAGUACCUUCCCAACCCAACGGGGCCACAGUUUGGAAUCCCUUCUCUCUAACUGGUAAUAAUCUGCCAGCCUUUAACGUUAAAAUCAUGAGCACAGUUUAGAUAAAUGAAUGAAAACAGCCACGGAGAGGAAAUAUUAAAAAAAAAAAAAAAAGAUUUAUGGAGAAAACCUUUGAGAUUCUGUCAGAAUUUUGGUUCUUGAUGUUCCUCAUAAUGUGAUCACUUUCAUCUGACAGAACAUCUGAAUUCUUUCAUUUUCUUUAAUCACACAUUUUUGACCUACAUGUGUAAAAUGGUGAGUGUUUGUUCUCCGGUUCUACGCUGGAUCUAAUGUGGACCGAACCCGGGUCAGGACGCGGAUCUGCUGGUUCUGGAUCUGGACCGGUUGAUGCAGAUGUUAAUAAUGUACAUAGAACAGGAGGAAGCAGAAGAAGAAUAUUUAUUCCUUCAGUUGUUCUCAGUGUUAGUGUUGUGGUUUUUGUGAAGCACAGACAAAGACAAUCAUGUUCCAUUGUUGGACUGAACCAAAUGGACACAACGUUCUCCUGAUUAGAACGUCCAGUCCAUAAUUAUCACCUUAAAUGUUAAUGUUCCAGCACAGGUUAAGGCAGAUGAAAACACUGUCGUCUCUGAUCCGAUCAUUUCUGUAUUCUGGUUUAAAUUUGACAUCAAGCUAAAGACAAUGGAAUGAUUGAACAAAAUGAAUCAUCUCAUUAAAGUUGUGGUUUUAAUCUGUUCUUUAUGGAACGUUGUGUACUAAAAUAAACCUUGAACACUAAAGAAAAUGAACACCACCACAAAAAUGUUAAAUAUGGUUAUGGUUGUAUGACCCCACCCUGUUCGUGACGUCUCGGCUCACGGUCGACGUUUUUGCAUCUGGUUGGUCAGUGGUGGGUGGGGCCAUUCUGCUCGCUGACGGAUGGCUCUGGUGCUGAUGAGAACAUUAAUGUAAUAAAAGUCUUUAUUUAUGUUGUAAUUAUCCAAACUUGCAAAUUAAAGUCUAUGUACACUUGA
Molecule: messenger RNA, 6811 nt
Organism: Sphaeramia orbicularis (orbiculate cardinalfish)
Lineage: Eukaryota; Metazoa; Chordata; Actinopteri; Kurtiformes; Apogonidae
Product: receptor-type tyrosine-protein phosphatase mu-like
Biological process (GO): protein dephosphorylation
Cellular component (GO): membrane
Molecular function (GO): protein binding; protein tyrosine phosphatase activity
Source: RefSeq, a predicted model, not a curated record